Molecule: messenger RNA, 1131 nt
Organism: Scedosporium apiospermum
Lineage: Eukaryota; Fungi; Ascomycota; Sordariomycetes; Microascales; Microascaceae
Exons: 6
Coding region: 1-1131 (376 amino acids)
Source: RefSeq, a predicted model, not a curated record
AUGUUUUCGAGAAACGCCGUAGGAACAAUCGACGAUACGUGUCCUCCCACAAGCGGGGAGGGCUCAACCACAGGAUACUCGACGAAGGGUGUAUACGGCCUAAAGAAGUGUCAUGACUCCGAAGAAGCGGUUGCCGACAUCGUCUUCGUCCAUGGUCUCACAGGAAACCGCGAAACAACAUGGACCUCCAAAAACGGCGUAUUCUGGCCCGUUCACCUCCUCAAGAACGACGUACCUAGAACGCGCAUCUUCACGUUCGGCUACGACGCUGACGUUGUUCAUUUCUGGGCCGUGGCAUCGCAGAAUCGUAUCCGCAACCACGCAACGAACCUCGUUAAUGCGCUUGUGCAGCUGCGCGAGAGGACGGAUACGGAGGAGCGGCCGAUUUUGUUCGUGACGCAUAGCCUUGGUGGCCUUGUCUUUGAGGAUGCAAUGAUUGCCUCGCGGAAUAGUGCAGAGCCUCACAUCCGGCGCAUCUACGACGCGACGUACGGAGUCUGUUUCCUCGCAACACCGCACUGCGGAUCGGCGCUGGCGAACUGGGCUAGCGUUCUUGGUCAGAUCACCGGCGUCGUCAAGAGGACGGACGCGAGUCUUUUGAGAGCCCUGCAGCCCGAGUCCGAGGUACUGGCGCUCAUUCAGACGGAUUUUCAUAAUAUGGUUAGGAGUCGACAGGAUCAGGGGCGGCCGGCGUUGAGGAUUACCUGCUUCUAUGAGGAGUUGCCCGUGAGGGGCAUAGGCGAGAUUGUUCCGAAGCAUUCGGCUAUUCUUCCGGCAUACAACGCCAUUGGAAUACACAACAAUCACAUGGACAUGCCCAAGUUCUCCAGCGACGAAGACCCCGGCUACCUGUCUGUGUCGACUGAGAUACUGCGCUGGGUUAGAGAGCUUCAGAGGAGCACCGCGGCGCAGCAGCCCCUGCAUCAGGGUAAUGUCGGCGCACAGAAUCCUGUUCCGGGUCCGGCGUUGUACGGCGGUAUGCCGGGUUGGGCGGGGCAGGCGCCGUUUAACUCGGUCCCGCCACCAGGGCUGGUAUGGAUUGCCGGCGAUUCAGACGCCACCCCCGUCUUCGCCGUCACCGUCACCGGCCCCCCCGCGUUAUAUUGGGAGUGUGACGACGGGGACGAUUAA